UAUUAUAUUUAUCGUUUUAAGUUCAACAAUUUUAACCUUAAAUAUGACGGGAUGAGUAAAAGGAAAUUUAUCAAGAUUUUCCAGUAACAAGAAGGAAAUCGAGAAUAAUCCAAUUUAAGAAUCAAACGCUCUCGAAGAAUCCACCUGAUGGUAUUUGGAUCUUUUCAUCUCAUUGUUUAAGAAUAAUACAUUUGCUCUAUCGAAUACUCCCUUGUAGGCAUGGGGAACAUUUAUAAAAACAUUAAAAUAGGAGGAUGUACAUUGCCAAUCUUUUCAUAUGAUUCUAUGGAUGCUACGAGGAAGUUUAAAUGACAAAACUUUAGAUUAGUUUUUACGUUCCACUUCUGUAGCUUACUGUGGCUCUUUCAGAGUUGGAUGAUAGGUUUUUUCUUUUUAUAGUUAGGGUUUCAUUGCAGAAAUAUUUAUAAGUCAAAUAAUAAUUAAAUAUUUUCCCGGUUUUUGUCCUUCAACCAUUAUUCAAUUAAGUCCGAUUAAAUAAGAUCGGAUUGGUGCCUUUAAAGAGGUCGAAAAUAGCUCGAACAUGCCAGGACCACAUCUGGUCGAAUAAUGACCUUAGUAGGCCAUAGAUGAGGAGGGUGAGGUAAUCGAAGAGAGAAAAGGGGAGAAGAGACUGCGAUGGAGAGAUUAUUAUUGUUAAAAACAAAUGUUGGACAUCAUGCGUGACCUGUUUUGGUCCACAUGAAUUUAUGGGCUUGUACCGUGGGUUGGGCCUAGAUUGCCGCGAGGUAGAACCUCAACAAUUUACCAUAUGUGGGUUCCUAGAAAGAGGAAGGAUUAAUUUCUCUUCAAUGAACCGAAAGAAGCAAAGUACAUUAUUUGACUUCUAAGACUUUUGGACGAUUUCUUCACUUCCAAAUAAAGACUUUUAAUGUUGUACUAUAUUAAUUUUAUUUUUCUUACAAGCAUAAGCAAAACCAAAGGGAUAUCUUGUAUUAUAAAGAGCCCUCUUCCUCAUUUCUUUUUUAGUUCCUACACCGUACCUAACAACAUUUGAAACCAAAGAAAUUGCGUGCAUUGGGUUAUCUUUUAAAGGAUUAGUUUGAUUUCAAUGUUCAUUUCUUUCAUGUUAUCAUGCAACCUUUAGUUUCCUCUUUUUUUCCUUUUUCUAUGAAGUAAAUUUGAUGUAUUAUGCCUACAUUCCGUGCUUUGAUUGCAGCUCCGAAAUUUUCUAUUUGAAGAGGCAAAUUAUGAAGAAAAGAAUAAUUGCAAAAAUCAGAAAGUUUCUCUCGUGCACUGCAUCCGGUGCUAACUCCGCUAUCAUCCCAAACAGCGUAGAUGUACGUGAAGAAUAUGCCAAUGCCUUCCGAACAGAAUCAUACAACGAGUUUUGGACACAUGUCCUAGCCGUAUCCCAUCUAGAUUCUGCCACGUGUAUUAGCCCAAUGGAUUCAACCACUGCAGCUCGGCUUCCUUCUUAUCGGCUCUUCGCUGAGCAUCUCUUGGAUCCGAACCAACCCACAGUUACUCGGAUCCUUACUUUGAUCCAAAACCGACCCCAAACCCACACUAUUUUGUUAGACUAUUUUUCCCAAACUGCCAACGCUUCUCUCUAUUGUGGCUUAUUACUAAAAGAUAUCGACCAUACGCGUGUCAAAUACCGCUCUUUUAGGACCUCAUUUCAAGCUGCUCAAUUCUCAGACGAAAAUCAAUUUUCGGGUGUUAUGACCCGCUUAAUUGACUUCUCAAAUUCUCCUAACCCGUUUAUAUCAACUGCUCCAUCUUCAAGCCGGGUUCGUGUAAUUCAAGCCGGUUGUUGUGAAUUGCUCAAACGACUUGAGUCUAGUCGCAACAAGGCUCGGGCUAAGCUCCAUAUAACAAACAAAUUCCAGCAUGGGUCGGGCAUAUUUCUAGUGGCAUUAACGGCUUCACUAACCAUAAUAGUUGCAUCCCAUGCUCUAGCGUUGCUUGUGGCUGCGCCGGGUCUUGUAGCAGCUUCACUUGAGUUGGCCUCGACUAGAAGGCUUGCAAGGGAGUCGGCUCAGCUCGACACAGCUGCCAAGGGGACUUACAUAUUGAAUAGAGAUUUGGACACAAUAAGUCGGCUAGUAGCUCGGCUAAAUGAUGAGCUUGAGGACAUGCGUGCAAUGGUUAAGUUUUGGCUUGAGCGUGGAGAAGAUAGACUUCAAGCCAGUGGUGAAGUGGCGCGCCAGCUGAAGAAGAAUGAUGCUAACUUUACCCAACAACUUGAUGACUUAGAGGAGCAUCUUUAUUUGUGUUUCAUGACCAUAAAUAGGGCUCGAAACCUUGUUGUGAAAGAGAUUUUGAAUCCAUCCUGAUCUGAUGAUACCAAGAUAAUUAAUCCAUUUAUUCUGUCCACAAUGAUGUAGCCCAAAAAUCUCUUUACUAUUGUUGAUUUUUCUUAAUUGUUUUCACAAAAUAUUAAAAAAAUUCAAUCAAAAAACAUAUAUUUUCAUUAAAAGAAUUAGU
Molecule: messenger RNA, 2448 nt
Organism: Durio zibethinus
Lineage: Eukaryota; Viridiplantae; Streptophyta; Magnoliopsida; Malvales; Malvaceae
Product: transmembrane protein, putative (DUF677)
Source: RefSeq, a predicted model, not a curated record